GGCUAUUUUUCUAGAACGGCUGUACGGGUGUGGAUCAGGCGCUCUCUCGUUUGCCUCCCUUUGUGCAGCAUCUAUCCUGGAGGCCACGUAAUAGCUAUCGCCCAAAGAAAACUCCGAAUCGCGGUUGUUCGCGUGUGCCACCAUGCAGCGGCAUUCGCUGCCCAAAGACCGGGAGACUUUAAACAGCAGAUCGCGGGGCCUGCGGUGGGAGAGCUGCGUGCCGGCCCCGGCGUGAUUAGGGGCCAGCACGGCGACCCGCGACUGCAGCCGGGAUUUAAGGCCACCGAUUCCUUCGCAGCCAGGCCGGGACGGCGCUCGAGGGGCCGCCAGGUCGGGAGCCUGGGCGCGCGGCAGGAAGGACGCCGGCUGCGGGCGCUGCCCGAACUGGCGACGCUCCGGGCACGCGGGCGCCCCUCCCCGCGCCCCGGCCCCGGCCCGCGCCUGCCGAGGGAGGGAGUUGGCCGCGCCGAGAAGGGGCUUUGCUAAUUGCCGAAGCAGGAAGUGAGCACGCGGAGGACGCUGCGGAGAGUCUGGGAGGAGGUGGAGGAGGAGGAGGAGGAGGAGGGGCGCGCAGAGCCGCGGUGGUGAGCUCCGGGCGCGUCGGCACGGCAGGACCUGCCAUCCCUGCCCUCCCGCUCGCCAACCCCGUCCCCGAGGUCGCGCAGCCCCCUUGGGCGCUCGUCUGCCCCACCCCGCCCCAUGGCUUUCCCGGACGGCCCUCUGCGCGCAGAUCAUAUGGCAAAGGAGCCAGUGGAAGACACGGACCCUAGCACUUUAUCCUUUAACGUGUCAGACAAAUACCCCAUUCAAGAUACAGGACUCCCUAAAGCUGAGGAAUGUGAUCCAAUUACUUUGAACGGCCCAACAAAUUCUGAUGCGCCACAUGAGGGAGAAGAAAACGGCUUUCCAGACAGUACUGGAGAACCCCUUUCAGACACGAAGGCUUUCAAAGAUAUAAGCGGAGGCGAGUCCUGCAAGGAGGACUGCAUUUGUCCCGCCUGCUCGCUCCGGGCCCCCACCAUAAGUGACUUACUCAAUGAUCAGGACUUACUAGACGUCAUCAGGAUAAAGCUGGAUCCGUAUCACCCGACAGUAAAAAACUGGAGGAAUUUUGCAAGCAAAUGGGGCAUGCCCUAUGACGAACUGUGUUUCCUGGAGCAGAGGCCUCAGAGCCCCACCUUGGAGUUCUUGCUCCGGAACAGUCAGAGGCCGGUGGGCCAGCUGAUGGAGCUCUGCAGGCUCUACCACAGGGCCGACGUGGAGAAGGUCCUGCACAGGUGGGUGGAUGAGGAGUGGCCCAAGAGGGGGCGUGGAGACCACCCCAGGAACUUCUAGACCUCUCCGCUUCCCGCUGGCCUCUUUGGACAUUGAAACAGCCACAGGUUAAGGAGGAAUGUGGAUCUGUUCUUUCUUAAGGGUUUAGGAUGAGGACACAUGACAGUGGACAUUGGUUUUCCCCAAAGCUGGUGGGGUUUUUUUUGGAGGGGUAGGUUGUGUUUUGGUGGUGGAUUUUUGUUUGUUUAGUUUUGCACAUCUGUUUUAAUUUAACAUUUGAACCUGGAAUUGGGAAAAAUACUUUGUAGACUCACAUAGGGACCAGGGCCAAAGACUACAAUCAGAAUGGACUCAUGCCAUGAUGAAAAUAAAAUUAUCCUCUCCCUUAAAUACUGUGGAAGAUUGAAAUAAGAACUAAGAUUGUU
Herpailurus yagouaroundi (jaguarundi) is the source of this 1700-nucleotide messenger RNA. RefSeq names its product EDAR associated via death domain (gene EDARADD). Bases 700 to 1335 code for a protein of 211 amino acids. Gene Ontology annotation, biological process: signal transduction. Gene Ontology annotation, molecular function: protein binding. The transcript is spliced from 7 exons. NCBI's taxonomy places the organism in Eukaryota, Metazoa, Chordata, Mammalia, Carnivora, Felidae. The record is from RefSeq and is a predicted model, not a curated record.